UAAAUUGGUAAAAAAUUUCUUUUUUUUUCCUCACUUUCAAUAAUUUUGUUAAAACGCGUUCAGUUUUCCUUGACUUUUAGUAAAUUUGUAAUAAAUUCAGUUUUUCCCUGAGUUAUUAAUCUACUUUUUUCUGUGGCGCGUUGAACGAUUGACCGGAAGUCGCGGUAGUACUCGAUCACUGCACAACUGCCUAAUUGUUUUCGGUGAAAGAUUGGUCUGAUUGUCGGGGAGUGGUUAUGUACGCGGAUUAUCUCGAGAGCUUAGCGUGAUGGGUCCGCUAAGCGGUUGUGUCGUGUUGACGAAGAGAGAGAGUGUUGGUCUUUGUCCGGCCAACAAUGCCGCGCGUCUGACAGUGAUGAGCGGAAGUCGACAAUGCGCUGUUUGUUUGGCUAAUUCACUCUGCGAAUGGUCAAUCAAAGACCGGCUUUCUUUUUUCUCGCGCCUUUUCGUCGAUUUACACACUGACAUGAAUUUCUUUUUUCUUGAGAAAAAAAAGCGUUUUUGUACAGCGAAUUGGGGCUGGCACAGUUCGGAGGUUAAUGCUGAUGGUUGUAGCGAUUUCUCGGUGUGGAUAUGUGUUUAUUUGGGCUCGAGUGGUGCCGAUGCUCGGUUAUGAUUAAAUGCUUAUCGCCGAAAUCGCCAUUUUGGGGUGCUUCCAGUUUAUGGUGCGCUCGAUAUUCGCUUCUCUCUGUCAUUCGUUAAUAGUUGAAAAUUCGACUCUCUUCUCGCUUCGAGAAAACCCUUUCCCCGAUUUUUUCUGGAAGGAAAGAACGUUCCGUUUUCGUGUGCUGUUUGGAUAACAGUGAGCUGUUGCUGCCAAUUUUUUUGACGAAGGAGAACGCGCUAUCGCCCCGUUAAGCGUUGCGUCGGGAUUAUUUUUUCCGGGGGAAUUAUUUUUCCGAGAAAAAUGACGGCGAGUGUGGCGCAUUUGUGGCGGAACUGCUGCGGCGUACCCACUCCUUCCCCGCAGCAGCGGAUUGAUCGGUCAAUGAUCGGGCUGCCGACGGACUUUCGGCAUGUGGGCCACAUCGGCUCCACCGACAUGGGAGCGACAACGAGCAGCACGUCGCUGCUGGCGGUGCAGAGCCAGAUGCGCUCCAAGGGCGGCUACGAGGAGGCCCUGCCCGUCAACUACGUGCUGCGGGUGCGCGAUCUUAACCAGUCCCAGGAUAAACCCGUCCCGCCGCCGCGCACCCAGUGACGUGGGAUUAUUCGGGAGAAAUGUGUGAUUUGGAUGAUACAUAUAAGAGAGAGCCUCCGUUUUUAUCAGAUUUAUCACUCGCCCACCGGAAAUAGCGGUUUUCUCAGGCGCCGGACCAUUGGACAAUUAGGGAGCAUUUUUUGGACGGAUUUUGAAUUUAUUUUCCGCGCAUUUUUUAUCCGCUUCACUGUAUACGCUGCGCGAAUUUUUGUUGAUACGAUGGGUGCACUUUUUGUUUUUUUUGCGUUGCGCGUGUGACGGAAUCAUUUUUUUUCCUGGUUUUUCCGGUUUUACGCUGUCUUCUUGUAUAUAUGUCCGCCUGGCCGGGUUUCCGGUCGUUUUUCGUGUGAAAAUGAAAUGGGAAAAAUAUUCGAUUUUGAGAA
Messenger RNA from Paramacrobiotus metropolitanus, 1584 nucleotides. Its product is annotated as CDC42 small effector protein 2-like. Lineage: Eukaryota; Metazoa; Tardigrada; Eutardigrada; Parachela; Macrobiotidae. Gene Ontology annotation, molecular function: small GTPase binding. The transcript is spliced from 4 exons. Gene Ontology annotation, biological process: regulation of Rho protein signal transduction. Gene Ontology annotation, cellular component: plasma membrane. Bases 908 to 1201 code for a protein of 97 amino acids. The record is from RefSeq and is a predicted model, not a curated record.